Messenger RNA from Sphaeroforma arctica JP610, 402 nucleotides. RefSeq lists its product as hypothetical. The record is from RefSeq and is a predicted model, not a curated record. Bases 1 to 402 code for a protein of 133 amino acids. NCBI's taxonomy places the organism in Eukaryota, Ichthyosporea, Ichthyophonida. The transcript is spliced from 2 exons.
AUGGUCUGGGAAGACGGAGGGGGCACCGCCGGAAUAACUGUUGUCACCAUUCGUGUUGUUGUAAGCGGUGCAUCGCCAGUUGGUGUAUUAGAUACAGUGUAUGGUCUCACAGAGUCGGAUGGCGGCAGUGUAUACCCCAAAGGUGCCGGUAGUGGCAACAUGUCCUUGGCACAGGUUGGCGGCAAGGGAGAUAAACACGAGGGUUCGACUGGUGGAACCCGAGAGUUACGUGCCGAUCUGCUACGCAAGAAAGCCCGCCAGGCUGAGAAGGAUUUGCAGGAGGCACGAAAGGCCCUGCUGAAGCCAAGAAGUAGAAGGCUGAAAACUGAGAAACCUGAUCCUAACACGGACCAACUUACUCUUGAAGAAGAGUCCAAAGAGGACCACGAAGAAGAGCGUUGA